Molecule: messenger RNA, 1818 nt
Organism: Mangifera indica (mango)
Lineage: Eukaryota; Viridiplantae; Streptophyta; Magnoliopsida; Sapindales; Anacardiaceae
Product: ribulose-1,5 bisphosphate carboxylase/oxygenase large subunit N-methyltransferase, chloroplastic
Exons: 6
Coding region: 49-1497 (482 amino acids)
Biological process (GO): peptidyl-lysine monomethylation
Cellular component (GO): chloroplast
Molecular function (GO): [ribulose-bisphosphate carboxylase]-lysine N-methyltransferase activity; protein-lysine N-methyltransferase activity; protein binding
Source: RefSeq, a predicted model, not a curated record
AGCUAUAAAUCACAAGGCCAACUACCCAGUACCCACCACCCAAUAACAAUGGCUUCGCUUUUCACUCACUCACUCUCUUCAUUUCCUUCCUCUUUUUUCUCCUGUUCUAAAACCCUUUCAAAAAUCUCAACUUGUCACCUCAAAACCAGAUCUUUAUGUGUAUAUGCUCUCCAAUCUUCACCACCACUAGAAGUCCAGACCUUCUGGCAGUGGCUCUGCGACGAGGGUGUUGUCUCUGCCAAGUCUCCCGUAAGGCCGGCUACAGUUUCCGAAGGACUGGGGCUGGUUGCUCAGAGAGACAUUGGUAGAAACGAGGUUGUUUUGGAGAUUCCUAAGAAGUUCUGGAUCAACCCAGAUACGGUUGCCGCUUCUGAUAUAGGUAAUGUAUGUAGCGGAUUGAAGCCUUGGAUUUCUGUAGCCCUGUUUUUGAUCAGAGAGAAAAAGAAAGAGGAUUCUCCGUGGCGUGUCUAUCUUAAUAUUCUGCCUGAGAGUACGGACUCAACUGUGUUUUGGUCCGAAGAGGAGCUUGUCGAGCUUCAAGGAACCCAACUAUUGAGCACAACAUUGGGUGUUAAAGAACAUGUUCAAAAUGAGUUUCAAAAAGUAGAGAAAGAAAUCCUUAUCCCUCACAAGCAACUAUUCCCUUACCCUAUCACAUCGGAUGACUUCUUGUGGGCUUUUGGAAUUCUCAGAUCAAGGGCAUUUUCGCGCCUUCGUGGCCAAAAUCUUGUUUUGGUCCCUCUUGCAGACUUGAUCAACCACAGCGCCAGCAUAUCCACAGAAGAUUUUGCAUAUGAGAUUAAAGGAGCAGGUCUUUUCUCUAGAGAUCUCCUAUUUUCUUUGCGGUCUCCUGUUUUUGUCAGGGCUGGAGAGCAGGUUCUGAUCCAGUAUGAUUUAAAUAAGAGUAAUGCUGAGUUGGCUCUGGACUAUGGGUUCAUAGAAUCAAAGUCAGAUCGUAAUAAAUAUACUUUAACAUUAGUGAUAUCUGAGUCAGAUCCAUUUUUUGGGGACAAACUUGACAUUGCUGAAUCAAAUGGCUUGGGUGAGACUGCAUACUUCGACGUAGUCCUGGGCCAACCUCUUCCACCAACAAUGGCUCAAUAUUUGCGGCUUGUGGCUCUUGGAGGAACUGAUGCUUUUCUCUUGGAAUCAAUUUUCAGAAACACAGUCUGGGGUCACCUUGAUUUGCCUGUAAGUCGUGAUAAUGAGGAGCUUAUAUGUCGGGUGGUCAGAGAUGCCUGUAAAUCAGCUCUAUCCGGCUAUCAUACCACCAUUGAAGAGGAUGAGAAGUUGCUGGAAGGAGGAAAUCUUGAUCCAAGGUUGAAAAUUGCGGUUGGAAUAAGAUUGGGAGAGAAGAGGGUGCUGCAACAAAUUGAUGGAAUCUUCAAGGAGAGGGAACUGGAAUUGAAUGAGUUGGAAUAUUACCAGGAAAGAAGACUCAAGGACCUUGGACUUGUUGGAGAACAAGGUGAUAUCAUCUUCUGGGAGCCCAAGUAAGAAACGCGAACGGUUUCAAAUGGCUCAGUGGUUUAAGCUGAAAUCCGAAAGUAACUUCACCAAAGCUACCAUUAUUUUCCCUGAAGAGCCACCUCCAUUUUGAGCUCACUGUGAGAACCGAAGCAGACAAAAAAAGAGCUUCAUUUGGUCAUGUCAAUGGAGGUUUUGAUAAAAAAUCUUAACCUAGUGAUUCUAACUGAAGUGACAAGUUAAUACAUAGCUUGCUUCUAUGUAAUUUAAAGUAAUGCAUUUGUUUUUAAAAGCUGCUCUGCAUUACACCAAGGCAUUGAUUCAAAUCCAGAACGAACUUUCGUUAACCUG